Nakaseomyces glabratus is the source of this 1620-nucleotide messenger RNA. RefSeq lists its product as uncharacterized. Lineage: Eukaryota; Fungi; Ascomycota; Saccharomycetes; Saccharomycetales; Saccharomycetaceae. The record is from RefSeq and is a predicted model, not a curated record.
AUGGCUUCAGAUAAUGAGAGAGAUAGUGUGAGGCUUCGCAGUGAUAGCGAGGCUAUAUCUGGGGAAGAAGAGCAGACUAAAGGGUGGUCCUUUUGGUCGAGAGGCAACAAGUCAGUACCGAACAAUGAAGGUGGUGAUGGUACGCUUGGGAUCGAUAAUCUGGUUUCUACGCUAGCAAGUAAUGUAUAUAUUCCUUUUAAGGGUGCCGAGAACGAUGGUGUUAAUGUCAUGGAAACGACUACAAAUAAGUCGAAGCACGACCAAGCGGCGACGGAAGAGAACUUGGAUGAAUUGGCGCAGAAGCCCAAUAUUGUUACACCACAGUUUGAGAUUCUACCAGAGAAAUCGAAAUGGAAUGAUAUGAAGGCCAAACUGCGAGAUUAUGCGGUUAGAUGGCAUGUGAUGGAUGAAGAGAAGGAACGAAGACCUAUACUGAAGAGAACUAGUCCCCAAAGACACUUUGAUUUGUUUUCUGAGAAUGGUAAAUCACCCAUUAAAGUUCUGAUAGUUGGAGUUCAUGGUUUCUUUCCAACAAAACUCAUAAGACCCUUCAUUGGCGAACCUACAGGCACAUCGGCAAAAUUUGUACUUGAGGCAGAAGCUAUAGUAAUGAGAUACUUUGAAUCCCAUAAUCAGCAGGUUGAGAUUAGCAAAAUUGCGUUGGAAAAGGAGGGGAAGAUAUUUGAGAGAGUUGAUUAUUUCUUUGAUGUAAUGUCUGAGCUUGCGCAUGAGAUUAAUGAGGCAGACAUAAUUUAUUUUGUUUCGCAUUCUCAAGGUAGUCCUGUAACUAUCAUACUGUUGGCAAAAUUGCUAGAAUGUGGUAUCAUAAAUAUAGAUAAUUCAAAGUUUUUUAAUGGGCCAGCUGAUUAUAAGUUUACAUCGAGCAAGAAGAUUAUCUCAAUCCUUUGCAUGGCAGGAAUCAACAAUGGGCCAUUUUAUGGCGCAGACCAAACUUUAUUUGUAAGAGCAUAUCAAACUAUAGAGAAAGACUCACUUCGAGAAUUAUUUGAAUUUCAGAAGUUCGAUUCGUUACAAUCUAAACAGUUCAUCGAAAGUCUCAGGACGCUGAUAAAAAAUAAUGCCAAAAUCACUUUCGUAGGUUCUAUCAAUGAUCAGCUAGUUCCCUUGUAUUCAUCGACAUGCCUUUUUGCACAUCACCCCAAUAUCUUCAGAGCUACAUUUGUGGAUAAGGGCUCUCAAACGCCUGACUUCAUUACGAGAAUUGUUAAGAUUGCUGGCAGUCUAAUCAAUCUUGGUUAUGAUGAUCAUGGAAUUAUCAAAGAAAUUAGUGGCUCUUUGGCAGGUCCAUUAACUGGGGGAGGGCACUCAACAAUAUAUAGAGAAGUACAAGUGUAUGAGCUCGGAAUUAGAUUUGCACUGGAAACAACAGAUGAUUUCAUUGACUUAGCCGUAGACUAUACGCCAUACCAGCUAUGUGAUCUUGGAGCUAACACUUACCAUUUACCAUGGUGCAUGCGUGGACUUCUCUAUGAAACUGACCGGCAUUUAAAUAAGGAUGAAAUCAAUCUACUAUUUCAGGAAUUUGAAAAUUGGGAGCCUGCCACUAAACAGCUAAAGGAUAUCAAAUACAGACUCAAUGGUAUAAGAUACAAGUUGUGA